AUGAGCACCAACGCAGCAGGAGUAGCCUAUGUGGCACCCGCACAACAGACCGCUUACGUGCUCUGUGCUGGUACGUACCUCUCUGCUCUUAUCGACCUCUGGCGCCACACAGCCGAGCUGAGCUGAGCUGAGCUAAGCUGACCAACAUGACUUUCCAAACAUGAUUUCUCAAACAGACUGCGGUACACCAAUCGAGCCAAACAAUGCCAAUCUCUGCGUCAACUGCUUGAGGAACGCGUGCGUUACUCCCUUCGAGCCUUUGGUCUCGCCGAAGAUUCGUUCCAACUCCUGAGAGCUGAUCUUGCAUCUGCGACUUUCCCAAUAGCGUCGACAUCACCGAAGGCAUCCCGAAACAGACGAGCAUCAACUUCUGUAAAGGAUGCGACCGAUACCUGUCCCCACCGACGACGUGGACCAUCUGCCAGCUCGAAUCGAGGGAGUUGCUCGCCAUCUGCCUGCGUAAGCUCAAGGGGCUCAGUAAAGUGCGCCUCAUCGACGCCGGCUUCAUCUGGACCGAACCCCAUUCGAGGCGAUUGAGGGUCAAGCUGACCAUCCAAAAAGAGGUAUGCAAGCAUGCCAGCUCUUUGCUCACCCUAUCAACUCCCCGCUGACCUUGUGGCGAUCUUAAUCCAGGUCUUCACCUCGACAAUCCUGCAACAAAUCUUUGAAGUCGAGUACGUCGUACAAGGUGCCCAGUGCCCCGAAUGCACCCGAUUGGCCGCAAAAAACACCUGGCGUGCUUUGGUCCAGGUCCGACAAAAGGUCGACCACAAGCGAACCUUCUUGUACCUCGAACAGCUCAUCCUCAAGCACAACGCCGACAAGGACACCAUCUCGGUCCAAGAGGUCAAGGAUGGGCUCAACUUUUUCUACUCGACCAAGCAACACGCUUUGAAGAUGGUCGACUUUCUCGGUGCCAUCGCUCCUGUCCGGUAAGUUAUGCCCCGCAAUCAUAUUCGUGUGGGCCACGCAUUCGCUGACCCCCCAGAACCGCCUCUCCUCCUUAGAGCCAAGACCUCGGAACAGCUCAUCUCGCAAGACAUUCAGAAUUCGACCACCAACUCGAAACUGACCUACUCGGUCGAGAUUAUUCCCAUCUGCAAGGAUGACGUUGUGUGCCUGCCUCGCAAAGUCGCCUUGGCCAUGUCCAACAUCUCGCAACUCGUCGUCUGCCACCGAGUCGGGAAUCAGAUCUACCUCAUCGACCCUUUGACCUUGACCCUCGGCGAUAUAUCCAGUUCGGUCUACUGGCGAGCGCCAUUCAGUCCCCUGGCCGAUAUCACUCAGGCGACCGAGUUCAUCGUACUCGACAUUGAGCCGACGUCGCACCCACCCAAGACGGCCAAAGGCGGUCGUUUCCUCCUCGCGGAUGCGCAAGUCUCCCCCGUCGGCGGGUCUAUGAACAGCGACGUCAUCUUCCACACCCGAACCCACCUCGGUGCCGUUCUCAAACCGGGAGAUACCGUGCUCGGAUACAUGCUCGGAUCGUCCAACUUCAACAACGACGCAUGGGAAACGAUGGACCAAUCGAGGGCGCCCGAAGUCAUCCUGGUGAGGAAGACGUACCCGAAUCGAAGAAAGAAGUCCAAGGCGCGUGGGUGGAAGCUCAAGUCGAUGGUCAAGGAGGUUGGUGGUGCUUCGCUCGAAGGCGCCGACACGAUCGGGUUGGGUCGCGAGAAAUCCGAAGGCAAGAAGAGUCGUGGCGCCGGUGCGGCCGAACAUGCCAAGGCUGAGGCCGACUACGAGAGGUUCUUGCGCGACAUCGAAGAGGACGAAGAGAUGCGUCAGACCUUGCGCUUGUUCAAAGACCCCAAGGCCGUGCAACAGCAGGAGAACGAGAUGAUUGAAGAGUCGGAUGUCGAGGACGCCGAAGACGACUUCCCCGAGAUCAACGUCGAUGACUUGUUGGAUGAUAUGGAAGGCCUCAACAUUGAGCCGGACGAAGAGGGCGAUGCUGGUAUGGAAUCUGAGUAG
Microbotryum saponariae is the source of this 1974-nucleotide messenger RNA. Lineage: Eukaryota; Fungi; Basidiomycota; Microbotryomycetes; Microbotryales; Microbotryaceae. The record is from the annotation of a GenBank genome assembly.